GCCUCACUCGCCCUGGAACAAUGGGAGACAUGGCAGCCUCUGCAGACAGCACAGGCACACACACACAAUACACAUGACCAAGGACAGGCCUUUUCUAGCUGUAGCAUAGAGGAAACCGGCUUCCUUGCCACACUCUCAGGGUGACGGCACUUUCAACAGGGGGGAAAAUAAUCUCCUCCGCAGCCGGAAAACAGAAAUGUAAGGUUGUGGCCUCUUUUUUUUUUCUUUUCUCCUUUUUCUCUGGUGCCUUACAUUUCAUUCUGCUGAGAGGAGACCUCAGAUGUGCUGACUGGAUGACUGAAAAGGCAGCAGUGCGAAGCUCCGUGGUCGUGUUGUUGGGAGACAGAGGUGCCUGACGGGAGACGGACUCCUCUUCAAGGAUCUUUAUGAUAGCUGAACCUGCAGAUGAGAACAAUGUCUGAUGAGACAGAGCAGAGAAUGUGUGACGAGGACUUCGGUUCGGACGAGGAAGGCGAGGAGGGAGACGUGGAGUCUUACCUGGAGGACAACAGCAGCGAGCUCAUGGACCGGCUGAGAGAGCUGGAGGCCGAGAAUUCUGCUCUGAUGUUGGCAAAUGAGAGUCAGAGAGAGGCUUACGAGAGAUGCUUGGAUGAGGUGGCCAACCACGUGGUCCAGGCUCUGCUAAAUCAGAAGGAUCUGAGAGAGGAGUGCAUCAAGCUCAAGAUGUUGGUGUUUGACCUGGAGAGACAGAACCGAGCACUUUGUGAGCUCUUUCAGCAGAAACUCCCCAACCACCCCACAGCUCACUACCAGGUCCAGGCGGGACCCCUCCCAGACUACAAUGCACAGCUGCACAAUGAUUCGGCCAAACAGGUGGAGCCUGCACAGACUGAAGCACAAGCCAAGGGAAAUGGCUACCGCACACAACAUGCCUCGCCAGGGCCUCGAGGCCCCGCUGCCUCCAUGGAGGCCCUGUCCCCCUUCUUCAAGAAGAAAGCACACAUCCUGGAGGUCCUGCGCAAGAUGGAGGAGACGGACCCCCUGAAGUUCCAUCCGUCCACUACAAGCCUGUCUUUCUGUGACUACAGCCAGGUGCUCAUGUCCACAGAGGCUGUGUUGGCCACUGCAGACCCGCUCCCACUGCAGUGCAAAUCCCACCACACACAUUGCCACUGCUCCUGCGCUGACACUGACACACACCAGCAUGUUAACGGGGAUGGGACAGUGAAGUGUGAAGGAGGGAACACCUGCUGUUUACACUGCAAGAGGAGCCCGGACAGUCCUCCAAAGCCAUGCAACCACCUCAGUAGUCCUUCAAAAGCCAACUCCGUCACCCAGACCCACGUAGGUCCUGCAGCUGCUAUGAGUGAAUGUCACAGUAAGGCCAGAACAGCAGAACAGUCUGUAGCCCCAUCUAAACAAUGCACCAAGAAUGAAGCCCACCAGCAACCGGCAGGCGCCACCGCCCACUCAUCUGCCACAGAAAUGGUCAAUCAGAGCCUGGAGGUGAUGGCAGUAGAGCAGGAUAACUCUGAGAGCUCUCUAAACGCUAGUGCCUCUGAAGAGCUCACUGGUUUCUGUGCCACCUCCCAUCUGACCAGUUCUGUGAAGGAGACCGCACAGAUCUCCCACUGUGACACAAGUGAUGGCGUCCACAAUGGCUUGGCACUGUCUUCCGUUAACAACACCGUGUUAAGCGACCCCUCAUCCGUCCCCGAGAAAGACGGCCAAGAUCUGGAGGCUUCCUCUGUAAGAGCCAGUGCCUCCGUCAGCCCGAGCCCCUCCUGCCUCAGCGACGUCAAAGCCGCCGCCAUCAACUCUCCGUCCAAACUGCUAAAGUUUCUGAAGAUUCCCUCAAUUGGAGAGAAGUCUCAAGCCUCGACCCCUGCUGUCCGUCUGAGCCCGCAGCUCACCCGCAACUCCAGGAUCCCCUGUCGCACCAACAAUUACGAGGUGUACCACUCUCCUGUUCCCACUCGAAGAGCCACCACCACAGAGAGGUGCAGGCAGCCCCCUCCCCCACCCUCCAGGUCCGAGUCCUACCCCGCCACACACUCGGCUCCAACCUCCCCUCCGCAGCCUGAAGACGCCUGCUCUCCACCCGCCAAGGAAAUAAGCUACAGCAGCCUCUCUGCACCUAAAACCAGUGUUGGUUCCAAGAUGGGGGCUCCCACCUCCACAUCGUCCUCCUCACCCAAAGUCUCUCAGAGGAUCCCUCAUUAUGAAAAUGUCUGUGACAUGUCCACCAACUCUCAAGAGGAGGAACAAGUCCAGGGUCUCGAGAAAAGAACCACUCUUCCAUUGCAAAUGAAGGCGAACAGUGGUGAGAGGAAGCUUGUUAAAUCACUACCAGAAAGCGUCCUGAAUCCCCCUCCUCAGCGGAAACAGUCGUCCUCGUCAACUUCUGAGUCUACGUCAGACGAUGAAGAGGACUCGGACAGCCCAGUGUGGGUUAAUCAUCACAGCCUGCCCAACUCAUCGGCCCUCAACAAAGUCCAGAACAGACCUAACUACGUACGAACCAGAGAGAAACCGGAGGCGGACAUUAGGGAGGUUGCCGCGCAGCAGAGUACUGAGGCCACUCAGCCUUUGCCUCCGCCUCCACCCCCAACUAGGAGGAGCGACUCCUCUUCCAUUCCGAAGAGACCUACAGCAGCAAGAUCCCAGGCAGACUCCAGUCACCACGCUUUCAAAGACAGACUGGCUGCACUGGGCAAGCUGAGGAGCUCUGAGGAUUUACAGGUUGGCCUUAGGCCCAUCGACACAGUGAAUGAGGGCACCUACGGAGAAGAAAGAAGCAAGACAGCAGAAAGGCCCAUGGAGGUCCACAAAGAGGAGCAAAGGCAUUCAAAAUACACAGACUCUUUGGAUAGUAAACCUAAAAGUAUCAGUGCUGGACUGAAGUAUCCAGGGUCGUCUCAGAUGUAUGAACAGGCAGUAAAAUCUUCUGUGGUUAAACAAGAACUAUGUGUGCCCAAGCCAGAGGGCUCCAGGAGUAAAAUAGGUCUCCCGUCUCCCAAUGCAGAUGCUCCGCAGGUACUACGCAACAACAUUAAGUGUCCUGGCUCCCUGAAUCUGGCAUACAACGUUAAAGCCGGUGUUAGUCCUCACAGUAGCAGCAGCCCCAACAAAAUCCCUCCGAAGUCGCCGUCCAGACCUUGCCAGGGCCCAUCUGUCCACAGAGGGGGGAAGCCCCCAGAGGCUCCACGUUACUCGUCCAAAUCAGAAGAGAGGACCAAGAUCAGCGGGAAAGGGAAAAAGAACCCGAUGUAUGGAGACAGCCUCCCACCACCUCCUCCAAGGCCUCCGAUGACUGAGGGGGAGAAGCCACUACAGCCGGUCCCCAGCCCACAGUCUGCCAUCGAGCAGAAGGUGAUGAAAGGAAUCGAGGAAAACAUGCUGAAACUUCAGGAGCAGGACAGAGGAGGGCAGGGCACCGAGGUCAAACAGAAGGCCUCCAACGGCAUCGCAAGCUGGUUUGGCCUGAAGAAGAGUAAGCUUCCCGCGCUGAGCCGCAAGACCGACGGCACCAAAGCAAAGGACGAGAAGAAGGAGUGGAAGAUAAAUAUCCCCUCGGUGGGCAGGGACUCCGUGAAAAUGGCCACCAGGUGUAAGGAAGGCGUGGAGGGUCUGAACAUCUCGACUCUGAUGGAGAAGGCCGAGGGGCUGAGGAGGGCCCUGGAGGAGGAGAGGGCCUACGUGGAGAGGUCAGGCCGGGGUCACUCCUGUGAGGUGGUGAUGGACCAAGCUCAGGGACAGCUGGCCGUCAUGUACAGGGGAGGGCGCUCUGACAACUUCAUGCAACAGCUGCUGAACAGAGUGGAUGGGAAGGACAUGAUCAGCGUCCCACAGAGACGUCUGUCUUUUGACUGCAAGACGUCCAAGCCGGUUUUCACUCAGCAGAGCGACGUCAUCAGUCACACCACCAGUCAUGACGAUAUGGAGAAGGGAUCAGAAAGAAGCGGCAAGAUCACAUCAGAUGAAAACCUUGCUGAUUCAGUUCACUCUCAGCACUUUGCAGGCUCUGGUGCUUCCACUUACACCCUGGACAGUGGCAUCGGUACCUUCCCCCUGCCCGACUGCAGCAGCGGUGCCGCUGGGCGGGGUCUGUCCAAGGCGAGGGCCGGGGCCGAGCACCACUCCGCCGGUUCCCCGGGGAGGGCCGGCCGACGUGCCCGCACCCUGGACAGGGAGCCGACGUCACAGGAGGAGUGCUACGUGCCACACAAGCAGCUGAUUCCCACCAUCCAGUACGGAUCCGUGCUGGAGGGGCGAAGCACGGCUGGCGUCAUCCGCGAAGAUAAAGAAGCCCACGGAGCAAACAUGUUUUCUCCUCGAUCCAAGACUUGGACAUUCCCCAACCUGAAGACUCCAGCGGGACCUGCAGAGGUUUACCUGGCGGUGGAGGAGGAAGAGGAGGAGGCGGUGUCCUUUGGAUCACCGUACAGAGGGAGCAUGAAGGCCGGCGGCCCCUCCUCCAGCCGGGUGGUUGACCCGGGCAGCCUGCCCGUCCCCACCCAGUCGGGGAUGAGCCGCAGGGGAAAGACGCGCACCCCCAGCGUCCCUGAAAUGAGCCGGGAGGCUGGGCUGGAGCUGCUCAGAGAGCGGCCGGAGGAAGCACUCUCCCCGAGCCGCCCUCAGGUUCUGGAGACCCCCGAGUCCCUGAGCGAUUCUCUGUACGACAGUCUGUCGUCCUGCGGCAGCCAAGGAUGAUGCAGCCAGGGACUGGGGGGGGAGAGGGACACAAGUACUCAUCACGUCUCCUGGUCGCUGGCUGUUCUGUGAUGCCGCUGACCCGCCACCACCACCACCUUUGAGGAAAAGAAACUGUGGACGCUGCAAAGAAUAAUCUGGUGACGUCUCAUCAGCUGCUGCAACUGGAAAGAUGGAUUGAUCUCCUCAGGAUUUCCAAUAAACAUGAAGCCAAAAGCCCAAAUAAUAUAUUCACUUUUUCACAAUCAGACUGAACUGUGGACACUUGUCUUUAAUUCAUGUAUACAGGACUACAAAACGCAUGGCCAAGCUAACGAUCAGCACAAGAAGCUGUCACUUCCUGGUGGCUGUUCAGAGACCUGUCCUUUGUUUCCGUCAUCCUGCUCGAAGGAUGUUUGUUCAUCAAGGAAGCGGCGAUCAGCUCGAUAGACGACGUACUGUAUUGAUAAACCCAUUCUGUUCUCGACAUCAUUUCAUCACAUAAUGUAUUUAAAAAAAAAAUGACAACAAAAAACAACAAAAAAUGUUGAGCGCCUACAAAAAAAUAAUAAAAAAUUGAAUGUUCAUGUCUGUGAUUCUUAAUCGCUAAACUCAUGCAUCACAAUUUUAAAUGUACAAACGAUUUUAUUGAUCAUGUUGAUAUUGAUAUUGAUUUUUGCGGCCGAGGAAGGUUAUGUCUUGUUUUUAAAUCAUAAUACAUUUAAAGGUAAUAUAUACCAGCAAUAAUGACAUAGAUAAGAGAAAUGGCUACGCUAUUCAAUGAAUAUGUAUUUCUAUUAUUUAUUUAUUUUAAAUGUACAUCUUUAACAGUCAUCUUUUUUUUGUAAUGUUUCUGUGAAUACUGCCGCCCUCCUCGCUUAGUAGAUUAAGUUCAUAUCUUGUGUUUCAACAUCUCUAUUGCCGUUUGUUCCCUAGCAAAUAGAGGUCCUAUGUACCGACUGCCGUUUUUCAACUUUCUAAUUAAAAUGUUUUGAUUUA
This is a messenger RNA of Mugil cephalus (flathead mullet), 5652 nucleotides long. It is a transcript of the gene nckap5l, whose product is annotated as NCK-associated protein 5-like. Lineage: Eukaryota; Metazoa; Chordata; Actinopteri; Mugiliformes; Mugilidae. Gene Ontology annotation, cellular component: microtubule plus-end. The record is from RefSeq and is a predicted model, not a curated record. The coding region runs from base 406 to 4674 and encodes 1422 amino acids. The transcript has 13 exons. Gene Ontology annotation, biological process: microtubule depolymerization; microtubule bundle formation.